Diaporthe amygdali is the source of this 375-nucleotide messenger RNA. RefSeq lists its product as uncharacterized. Lineage: Eukaryota; Fungi; Ascomycota; Sordariomycetes; Diaporthales; Diaporthaceae. Bases 1 to 375 code for a protein of 124 amino acids. The record is from RefSeq and is a predicted model, not a curated record. The transcript has a single exon.
AUGUCGGUUCCACCAAAUUCAUCGCCCUUACAUCGUAGGGUUGUUGUUGUCUCCGUCCUUUUGGCCUACUAUGUUUACCGGGGCCGCAACGUCACUGAUGGCACUGAGGGAGAAGUUCAAGCCAUCCUGACUGAGACCCUCCGGGAGGCAAGAGAAGACAUUCAUCAGGCGCCGGCGUCGGAGCUACCCAUGUCAGAAUACCUGUCGAUCUUCCUGCACUGCUUUUGGGCAUGUGCUCAAGCGAGGUCAACUCUCCUCCGCAAGCUGGUCUUCAUAUGGCUCGGCCUUCCUGUCGCUCUGCCAGUCUUUCUGCUCCUGAAGUACACCCCAAUAUGGAACACAACCGUGUGGACUGUCAAGUUUGUCAGACGAUAG